Dendrobium catenatum is the source of this 975-nucleotide messenger RNA. RefSeq names its product gamma-glutamyl peptidase 3-like. Bases 38 to 781 code for a protein of 247 amino acids. Gene Ontology annotation, cellular component: cytosol. The record is from RefSeq and is a predicted model, not a curated record. NCBI's taxonomy places the organism in Eukaryota, Viridiplantae, Streptophyta, Magnoliopsida, Asparagales, Orchidaceae. The transcript has 4 exons.
CCUUCGUCUUCUUCUUCCACCAAUACUAAUCUAACUAAUGGAAACGAAGAGGAAAUAUGCAGUGCUGUUAUGUGCAGAGGAUUCCGAGUACGUGAAGAAUGAAUACGGAGGAUAUCUGAAGGUCUUCAUGGGAUUAUUAGAGGAAGAAGGAGAAGAAUGGGAAGCUUACCGGGUGGCGAGGGGAGAGUUUCCGGCCGACGGCGAUGUGGAGAGCUACGACGGCUUCGUUAUCAGUGGAAGCUGCAGCGACGCUCAUGGCGAUGAGGAUUGGAUCAAGAAGCUUAUAGAGUUUGUGAGAAGGCUGAAUGCUCGUAAGAAGAAGCUAUUGGGUGUUUGCUUUGGUCAUCAGAUAAUUGGCAGAGCAUUGGGAGGCAACACAGGAAGAGCAUUCAAAGGAUGGGAUAUAGGGGUGACUCCCCUUCAUCUCUCUUCUUCAUUGAACAAGUUCUUCUCUCCACUCGAUGUCCCCCCUCAGCUUUCUGUGAUUGAAUGCCAUCGUGAUGAGGUGUUGGAGUUGCCACCAUUUGUAGAAGUAUUGGCUCGAUCGGAGAAGACGGGGAUUGAGAUGUUUAAGUGUGAUGAUCAUAUUAUGGGAAUUCAAGGCCAUCCUGAGUACACCAAAGGCAUCCUUUUGCACCUUGUUGAUCGCCUUCUUGAUUCCAAUCUCAUUGAGAAAUCCCAUGCUGAAAAUGUGAAGAAGGAAUUGAAUGAGAGAGAGCCAGACAGAGAAGCUUGGGAGAGGUUGUGCAGAGUCUUCUUGAAGGGAAAGCUGUCUCAAUAAACAAAGUUGUGAUUUAGCAGAUGUUGGAGAUUAGAAGUCUUUGAAGUUUUUAUAUAAGGAAAAAUAUAUUAAUUAAUGGCUAUGGUAAUCUGUAUUAGCUUAAUUGUCCUACAAAUGAUCAGUUAUCGCAAGGUAAAUUAAGGUCUUAUGCAACUAAUGAAAGUCUAGAGCUUAUUCGAAAGAUUUGAUCAAAA